AUGACCCUAGUCUCAAAUGAUCCGAUUUGGUGGCCGACAAUCGAAUCGAAUCGUUUCUUCAGCUAUUGGAUAGUUGCCUCCUCUGCUGCAGUGAUAUAUGAUUCGGUACUGACAUUCGGACAAGAGGUUGAACUGAUCUGGAGACAACGCUGGUCUCUCAUGACCAUUCUAUAUCUCAGUAUACGUUACAUUGGAAUACUGUAUGCUGCCAAAUCUUCCGUCAGUCUCGCUGACAGACCAAGCUAUAUCAUGUACUCCGCGAUAAGUUGGACAAGCGUGGUCGUAAUUGCCAUGCUGGGCGUCAUCAUGAUUGCUCGGUUACAUGCCAUGUAUCAGCAAUCCAGAAAGAUGCUUAUCUUUCUCAUUGUAAUCUUCCUGGCGGUCAACAUCGCCAGCGGAGUGAUCACGGCAAUAGGACUCAGUUAUUCAUCAGGAGUGGAGGCUGUCCUCUCCGGCACCUAUAUAUGCACAAGCAAUUCCGACCAAAACGCCCAGCUUCUCAUUGCAGUAGUUUGGAUACUCACCACUGUAUGGGAAAUACUUGCACUGUGUCUUGCGCUCUGGAUUGCUGUAAAACACUUCCGUGAACUGCGACGCCUAUCGGCGGGACAGCUCAUUGGGGACUGUUUCGUAGUGUUGAUACAAUCUCACACGAUUUACUUUGCAAGCUUUGCUGCUGUUUCGUUCCUCGAGCUUGGUUAUCUCUCUCCAAUGAUCGCGUCUUCACUCUCCGUGGGAGUUGAGACAUAUAAUGGCCUUGUCCAAAUUUUCUCGGUCGUGCAGAUGUUUGUGCUGGGACCACGCCUCAUCCUUGGCGUUCGAGAAUAUAACGCUAAGCUUGUGGCCGACUCCGACACAGCAACUGGCAUGGCCUCAAUUGUUUUCCAGGAGCGCAUACACGUGUCAACUAGCAGUGGGAGCAGGAGAACUUUGUUUGUGGUUUCGUCUUGGUAUUUAUAUUCCAAGUUUCAAGUGAUUGCUGCUGCGUAG
This is a messenger RNA of Suillus paluster, 990 nucleotides long. RefSeq lists its product as uncharacterized. The record is from RefSeq and is a predicted model, not a curated record. NCBI's taxonomy places the organism in Eukaryota, Fungi, Basidiomycota, Agaricomycetes, Boletales, Suillaceae. The coding region runs from base 1 to 990 and encodes 329 amino acids. The transcript has 13 exons.